AUGAAGCCGCUGCUGCUCCUCGGGCUCCCGCUUCUCCUCGUCCUGCUGGCCGCGACGCCCCCCGGCUGCCAGGGCGUCAUCAUUUCCCGGUGCCGGCUGGUCCAGAUCUUCAGGGAGAACGAGCUGGAGGGCUUCGCCAGGAAAACGGUGGCUGAUUGGGUCUGCCUGGUACAGCACGAGAGCAGUUACAACACCAGGGCCAUCAACCACGACAAGGACGGCAGCACGAACUACGGGAUCUUCCAGAUCAACAGCAAGUACUGGUGCGCCGACGGGCAGACGCCGGGGGCCACCAACGGCUGCCACAUCGCCUGCAGCAAGCUCAUGGAUGACAAUAUCGCGGACGACAUGAAAUGCGCUAAGCUCAUCGCACAGCAGGCGCGUGGCCUCACGCCCUGGGUCGCGUGGAACAAUCACUGCAGGGGGAAGGAUUUGAGGCCAUACGUCAGUGGAUGCUAG
Terrapene triunguis (Three-toed box turtle) is the source of this 459-nucleotide messenger RNA. RefSeq names its product lysozyme C-like. Gene Ontology annotation, biological process: defense response to Gram-positive bacterium; defense response to Gram-negative bacterium. Gene Ontology annotation, molecular function: lysozyme activity. The record is from RefSeq and is a predicted model, not a curated record. NCBI's taxonomy places the organism in Eukaryota, Metazoa, Chordata, Testudines, Emydidae. The transcript has 4 exons. The coding region runs from base 1 to 459 and encodes 152 amino acids.